Psilocybe cubensis is the source of this 867-nucleotide messenger RNA. RefSeq lists its product as uncharacterized. The transcript has 7 exons. The record is from RefSeq and is a predicted model, not a curated record. Bases 1 to 867 code for a protein of 288 amino acids. NCBI's taxonomy places the organism in Eukaryota, Fungi, Basidiomycota, Agaricomycetes, Agaricales, Agrocybaceae.
AUGACAGACCGCGCCUCGACGAAGUUGCAUAUCCCUCACCCACAUGAACCUGGGAUUCAGCUGGUCGGGGUUUUGGAACAAUUAGCACCGACGGAGUCGACGCAUGGUCGUAAGAUAGCUUUGAUUCUUCAUGGAACCAUGGGACACAAAGAUUAUCUCUUUCAGAGAAGGCUUGCUUUAAGGCUACCUUUUGACUCUUUUCGAUUCGAUUUUCGCGGCAAUCAUGAAACAGGUGGCACCUGGAAGCAAGGGGCGCUUGCUGAUGAUAUUUUGGACCUUCAAGCGGUCGUGGACUAUCUCAAAGUCACGUAUGGGUACGUGGUGGAGUUGCUCGUGGGACACUCCCGCGGCUCGAUCGUCGCAUUCCGAUGGCUCUCUACCACGGAGGAUGGUCGAAAGGUGCCGGCGUUCGUCAACGCCUCGGGUCGCUAUAGAAUGGCUAAAAUUCUAGAAUCGCCUGCCGGGUCCGUCUGGAAGGAACAUUUCGAGAAGCACGGGUCGUACACAUGGAAUGUCACCGUGGCCAGAAAGCCAGUGGUAGCCACCAUCACACCAGAAGAUGUCCAGGAGUUCGUGAGUUGGGAUACAUCCCUAGUUUGGGAUAAAUUUCCCCAACACACAGAUGUUCUGACCCUACACGGGUUAUCAGACAAAACCGUCCCUCCAUACGACGCUAUGAUAUAUGCAUCCGCGCUCAGCGACCGAAGUCCUGGUACACAUACUCUGCAUCUUAUGGAAGAUGCGGACCACAACUUUACAGGACGGCAGGACGAUGUAGUUGACGCUAUUCUUCAGUGGUGGGAUGCCCGAACACGUAAAGAAAUUAAAACCGGAAUUUGGGUCGGGGGAAUCAAAGGGAAGCUCUAA